UGCAGUCAGCGGAGGGGGCCCUUCCUGCGUCUUGGCUGCCAGAACGUACCGUGUGGUUAAAUACCGCAACCCCCAUGCCCCUUCUGGGCCUCGGCACCUUCCGCCUUCAGGGGGACGAGGCAAUCCGCGUCAGCCUGGAUGCUGCUCUGGAGAACGGCUACCGCUUGGUGGAUACAGCCGCCGUCUAUGGCAACGAGGCCGCCCUGGGGCGAGUGCUCCGGGAAUUGCUGCCACGCCACCGUCUCGCUCGCGAGGACCUUUUCCUGACCAGCAAGCUGAGCCCAAGGGAUCAUGGAGUAGAAGCUGCCCAAAGGGCCUGCCUUCGCAGUUUGCAAGACCUAGACUGCAAUUACCUGGAUCUCUACCUUAUCCACUGGCCAGGAACUCAAGGCCAGCCCCAGGAGGACGCCGGGAACCGGGAACGCCGGCUCCAGAGUUGGCGAGCCUUGGAGAGGUUGCAUGAAGCUGGCAAGCUGCGGGCAAUCGGCGUCUCCAACUAUACCCUCCAGCACCUUCAGGAACUGCUGGGCCACUGCAGGGUGAGGCCCGCUGUCCUGCAGGUGGAAUUCCACCCUGAGCUGGCACAGCUGGAGCUUCUCGAAUUUUGCAGCCGGAACGGCAUCCACUUGCAAGCUUAUUCCUCGCUGGGCACCGGUCAGCUGGUAGGGCAUCCGGAAGUGGAGGCUGUAGCCCGGCAGCACAGUCGCACGCCCGCCCAGGUCUUACUACGCUGGGCCCUCCAGCAGGGCGUCAGCGUGAUCCCGAAGUCAGCAUCUCCCCGCCGCGUGGCUGAAAACGGCCAGCUCUGGUCAUGGGCCUUGAGCCAAGCCGAAAUGGAGAAACUGCGGAGCCUGGAUUGCGGGAAACGUUUUUGCUGGGAUCCGAGUGGGGUGGCUUAGCAAGCUGGCCUGGGCGGGACACUAGCAAAGUUUCGGCUUAAACUUUAGGCGUGGCUUAAACCAGGGGUCCCCAAACGCUUCAGCUCAUCGACCCCUUCGUGAAGUUUCAGAUUGUUCGCUGGCCUCCAAACAUUUAUUAUAUGAAAUUAAUUUAAUAAAUACUACUUUAACUAAUAGUAGUAUGAAGAAGAAAAGACGACGAAAAUAAUGGAUAAUCCUGUUAACCCUUGGGGUCCCCAUCAACCACCUUGGGGAACUCUAGCUUAAACGCAGCUUCCUAUUCUGCGACUUGAUGUUUGUAAGGUCCUAGCAUAGGUGGUUAAUUUAUGGUUUGAUGACCCUAAAUUCCUCCUGGCUGACCCAACCAUGAAUUAACGUGGUUUAUGAACACCAGGCUAUUUUUGUGAUGGGAUCUGUUGGGAGAUUGUGACGAGGAAGAUUGUAAGAGGCUGAAGCCAUGGCCGGUGAGAAGCCAGAAGUAACAACCUUUAAUAAAAGUUUAUAUACAUUUUUUUCUUUAGGAACCAAGCAAAUAAA
Molecule: messenger RNA, 1436 nt
Organism: Python bivittatus (Burmese python)
Lineage: Eukaryota; Metazoa; Chordata; Lepidosauria; Squamata; Pythonidae
Source: RefSeq, a predicted model, not a curated record